AUCUCAUGUGUAGAGAGAGAGAGAGAGAGAGAGAGGGAGAGAGAGAGAGGCAUGGUUGUGAUAUCACUGUACAGAGGAAAGCUCCACAAGGUCCCCGACGUUCCUAGGAAAUGGCUGAUGCCCCAACACUCCAUCUCCCUUCGCGAUUUCAGGAAGUUAUUGCAGAAGCGACGCAAGGCUCUCUCUCUCCUUCAAACCAACAACAACAAAGAGCCGGCAAAUUCUCCUCCCCCAAGAAUGGCAGAAGGCAUCGGAGACAACGCCAAAGAGCCCCAACACACAGAAACUCCUCCCCCUCUUUCUCAGGAAGCAUCGAUUCUCCAUUCCCCUCACCAAAAUAAAACGCCCUACAUCGAAAACCCUAGAAAUUCAGAGUCGAUUGAGGUGCUUAACAAGCCAGCGAUUAUCGAUGUUGCAGAGGAGGAAUCAAAGGAGAAAGUUGCAGAUGAGGAGAAACUUAAGUGCCAAGAAUCUGCAUCGAUUUCAAAUUCAAAAUUUGAGAAAGAGAUUCCCGCCGAAUCCGCCAAGAAGGUGGAGAAUCCACAGUCACUUGAGGAAAAAGUGCAGAAGAAAAAGGACCUGGAGAAAAAACUGCAUAGAUUAAAUGAAGAAAAGCACAAUCUGGUUCAACUGCUUAAGCGGAUUUUGAAUGAUGAAGAGGAGAUGAAGAAAAGAAAUAGCAUUCAGAUGUCAGGUGCUCGUGCACCUAAUCCUUUGCAAGUUGAGACCACCGUUGACAUGGGAUCUCUCACUCGCCAAGCUUCUCCUAGAGUUGGCACAGAGCCCAUAGUUAGUAGUGAUUUGGAGAUGGGUGAAUGUGAGGAUGCUACAAACCCUACUCCUCAUACACGCAGUUUGCACCAUAUUUGCGGUAUUUCUCCUUCUACUGGUGGUUCUUCUAUUCAAAGGCUGCCUCAGAAUCAUCUUCAAAAUAAUCCGGUCUCACAGACUACUAGAACAAGUGCAGGGCAUAAUCAAACCGCUUCCAAUUAUUUUUCUGGUGUUUCAGCAAGCCCUUCGCGGUUUGCACCUAUGAGCGGUGGUAUCCAAACCCACCAUUCUGGGAAUCCGCCACUGUUGUCGGUUUCGGGGGCAAUCACGACUUCCUUACCAUCUCCUGCAGCAACAAGUGGCACUCCAUUCAGAGAUUCACGUGCGAUCACAACCUCCUUGCCAUCUCCUGCAGCAUCAAGUGGCACUCCAUUCAGAGAUUCACGCACGAUCACCACCUCCUUGCCAUCACCUGUAUCAUCAAGUGGCACUCCAUUUAGAGAUUCACGCCCAAUCACAACCUCAUUGCCAUCCCCUGCAUCAUCAAGUGGCACACCAUUCAGAGAUUCAAGUAGGCCCAGUCCAUCAUGGAACCGCAGAUGAAAAGAUAAUUUCAAAUCAAUUGGUCUCAGAAGAGCUAUAAUUUGCCCCUACGGUCCAAUUACUCGUGCGUUGUGUUGUACAUAAUAUCUUGGGUUUCUGUGCUUUAGUUGUGGCUUCCAAACAAACCCAUUAAUAUAACAGCAUUCUUUUCUCCUUAAUAUGUGAUUUAGUAUUGCAGGGAAAUGGAUUUUGGUACCUUGUUACUGAAAA
Amborella trichopoda is the source of this 1584-nucleotide messenger RNA. RefSeq names its product tRNA (Ile)-lysidine synthase. Lineage: Eukaryota; Viridiplantae; Streptophyta; Magnoliopsida; Amborellales; Amborellaceae. Gene Ontology annotation, cellular component: chloroplast. The record is from RefSeq and is a predicted model, not a curated record.